This is a messenger RNA of Photinus pyralis (common eastern firefly), 2339 nucleotides long. RefSeq lists its product as uncharacterized. The record is from RefSeq and is a predicted model, not a curated record. The coding region runs from base 1077 to 2294 and encodes 405 amino acids. NCBI's taxonomy places the organism in Eukaryota, Metazoa, Arthropoda, Insecta, Coleoptera, Lampyridae. The transcript is spliced from 8 exons.
AGAACUUAAAAGAUGGAAAGCGACUGAGUUUAGACAGUUUCUUUUGUAUACAGGGCCUGUAUUAUUAAAAGAUAUUGUUAGUAGGGACAUGUAUUUAAAUUUUCUAUGCCUACAUGUAGCUGUAACAAUUUUAUCGACAAAAAGGUACAUCGCUGUAGAUCUUGAUUAUGCUCGUUCUUUGCUAGUAUAUUUUGUGCAGACGUAUGUGACUUUAUACGGAAAACAACACGUUUCUCAUAAUGUACACAAUUUACUACAUAUAGUUGAUGAUGUUGCAAGAUUUGGUCCAUUACAUAAUUUCAGUGCAUUCCCUUUUGAGAAUUACAUGCAAAAAAUAAAAAAACAUUUGCACAAGCAAGAUAAACCUUUGUCACAAAUUGUUAAACGGAUGACAGAAUUAAAUUCAGCUACAAGUGAUACACUUCCACAAGAAAAACCAAAAAAGGUCGCUUAUAAUGAGCAUAAUGAUGGUCCAUUAUUACCGGGAACUUCUUGCCCACAGUAUAAAAAACUGUUGUGUGAAAAUUAUGUAUUAAAAUUAAAAGAAGGUGAUAAUUAUUGUGCACUGUUGGAUGGAACGGUGGUUCAAAUUAAAAAUUUCGUAACUGGUAUUGAUGGAGGAUUGGUUUUAAUUGGGAAGAAAUAUCGUAAUUUAGAAAAUCUCUAUCACAGGCCAUGUAAUUCAUCUGAAUAUGGAAUCUACUUAGGUAGCAAUUUAUCAAAUCUUAAAAUGUGGAAUGUGAAGGAAAUUGCCUUUAAGUAUUUUCCAGUUUAUACCUCUGUUAAUCAAGUCGAGCAUCAAGUUGGUCUCAUUCCAAUUAUUCAUUGCAAUGAAUUUUAAAACAAAUGCUAUCUUUACCUUUUACGUUUUUAAUAAUAGGUACCUAUAUACUUGUUUUUUAGAUAAUUAAUUAAAUUAAAUUAAUUAAAAUAAUUAAAUUCAAUUAUCCAAUUUAAUUUAUUAUAUUAUUGUUCAUUCUCAUCCCACCUUGCUCACUAGUUAAUAUAGUAUAGUUAAAGUAGCCAUUCAAUAAUAUUAGAUUUUUAAUGCAUGAUAGUGUACAUACACAAUUAAAAUGUGUUUGCAUUUUACUUUACUAAUUUUUCUAUUUACAUGUCACAACCAUCAAAGUUUCAAGAUGCCCAACUGGAAAAUUGUUAAAUUCAUAAAGGAUUGCACAAUCGAGGCAGUUCCAUGUACGUGGAUUUUAGCAGAAGAUAACAGUCUUUGCUACUGGCCACCGGCAACAUAUACAACGGAGUCUCUUACUGUAGCGCUGAAAAACCAUGAUGAACCCGAAGACAAUUGGCCCUUAUAUAAGAUUUGUCAUUAUGUAAAUAAUACAUAUGAAUCAUAUUCUUUGGCUGUGAGUAAACGGUUAAAAGCUAAGAAAAACAAUAAUAUCGAAAACCUCGCCUCCGACUCCGACACUACUUCCAAGAAAAAAAGAAAACAUGUAAUGAAAAGAGUCCUGUCUUCGUCGGAUGAUGACAGUGAUGAGAGAGUAGUCAAUUCUCGGGUCAGUUGCUUGCCGAUGCCACCUAAGAAAAAUGCUCGGAAAAAUGGUUCUGAUACAAAUGUAUGCAAUCAUGUAAAUGACGAAGUUGAGGAAGUGGAUGCCCCUAGACCAAUUACUAACAUAGAUACACCUCAGCGUCCACCUAAAGAUCAAAAUAAAAAUGGAAAUACGUUGGGUGCAGGUGUCUCUGAUGUAAACUACUGUGAAGAAUGCAGUUUGUGUCCAAGGCACAGGCAACGGGGAAACGAUGCUGAAGCUGGAUUGAAAAUGCAGAAAGAAAUAUUACGGCAACAACGCCUCAUUAAAGGGAUGAUUAUGGAUGUAGUAGAAGAAUUGCAUAGUAUUAAAAACAAAAACAAUUCAACAACUGAAGUUACUACGAAUUCCAUUUUCUCCCAAUUGACAUUGCCAGCCAAUGAUCCGAAUGAUUUGGUGGCACUGGAAGAUUACUUAAGCGAGGAGAGCAACUUCAAAGCAGCAGUGCAUGAAAUGUCGAAUGUAGGAGGCAAUAAUUUAUAUGAAUUUGCGAAGCGAAUUGUAUCUAGUUUCAUGACUGACAAAAUCGCAACAAAUUAUACCUAUUAUGGACUGCGUAACAAACAAAAUUUUUCAAAAUUACGCCUUUGUGCACUAAUCUUGGACGCCAGAAAAAUGAAUAAGCAAUUUGGAAAUGCCUCUGUUAAAGAAGUGGAAGAGUGUGUAAUGAAAUGGUUGCGGAGAUCAAAAGAAAGAUCUGAAUUCAAGUUAAAGAAAAAUAACAUGAAUGAUAUGUAAUUAUUAAUAAACGUUUAUUAUUAAAGGCUUCUCUGGUUAAAAUAG